Messenger RNA from Botrytis cinerea B05.10, 4683 nucleotides. It is a transcript of the gene Bcnrps7, whose product is annotated as Bcnrps7. Gene Ontology annotation, cellular component: cytoplasm. The record is from RefSeq and is a predicted model, not a curated record. Lineage: Eukaryota; Fungi; Ascomycota; Leotiomycetes; Helotiales; Sclerotiniaceae. The coding region runs from base 184 to 4476 and encodes 1430 amino acids. The transcript has a single exon. Gene Ontology annotation, biological process: amino acid activation for nonribosomal peptide biosynthetic process; secondary metabolite biosynthetic process. Gene Ontology annotation, molecular function: catalytic activity; phosphopantetheine binding.
GAAAAAUGCCGACUGAUCAUGAUUAUCAUCACCGUACUCACUCCUAAUGGCCCCCGAAAUUCGUGAGUGGUGCACACAAGUACAAUCAGUAAUUCUCUUGAUAAAAUUAUUUUAAUUUGUACAGUUGAUGGAUGAAAUAUUUUUAUUAUUAUUAUCUAAUACCUGUACUAUCAAUUAUCAAUCAUGGGCUCCAUUGGAGAAGUUGCAGCGUGGCCAGUGACCAACCUACCCCUGUAUAAUACUACUAAAACCAUCAAAACACCAACCUAUGGCAACGCUAUCACAGAAUCAUCAGUACCUGCAGUAUCAUCCGUCCACAGUCUCCUUCAACGCUUUGCGCAAUUUGUUCACGCCAUUACCGCAAGUCACGAGUUGGCAUUCAUCGCAGAUACUGGAUGUCAAUUAUCUCGAGUUUAUGCUACUUCCAGUAGAGGUUCGCAUCAAGACAGUGCAUGGGGCCUACACCAAGAGCUGGUAAAAGAUAAUGCUCAGCUCGAUGUUGGCGGCUUGGAUUUUGGUAUUCAUUACCAGAUUGUCGACAAACGUACCUCUACCACCACCAAUGGACAGGAUACAACCACGACUGCCAAACUCCUCAAGUUGCUUCAGCCUCUCGUUCUGUCACUCCAGCUAUUCCCGGAAGAGAAGACGGCAAAUGUGACACUCUAUCUCCGUAAAGACUACGGUCCAAAAGCAGCAGCGAGACAUCUGCUAAAUCUCGCCAUCGCAUAUAUCAGCCCGGAGGUCGAUGUAGGAAAGACCGAGAAAUCUCAGAUUGUCACGGACUUCCCCCCAAUACAGACGUCCGAUGCGAACUUUCCAAAGUUUCUACAUUCCAUCUUGGAAGAGAAAGCAUACUUGUAUCCUCACAAUAUCGCCAUCGACGAAGUGACAGGUAGAUCGGCAUCUUUAUCAUCAUCCUUUGAGCGACGCACUUUGACAUAUAGCGAGCUCAACGACAAGGUCUCGCUCUUUGCUAAUCAAAUUGAACAAGUGUUGCAAAACCUGGAUUGGCCAGAUUUUCAAGUCACCCACCAGAAGAUGAUCCCAGUUUUCCUCCCCAACAGUACAGAGCUCAACAUUUGCAUAAAUGCUAUUUCAAAAGCGGGUCACAGCUUCUGCGUCCUUCCGACUGAUGCACCAGAGGAUAGACUGCAAACCCUACUCAGCGAUCUCAACUGUAAUGGUAUUCUUGGUAUUGGUAGCAAGCCCUGGGCAAGAACCAAGUUUGGACAAAGCAUCAUUUGGAUUGACCUUUUGAAUCCAUUUGCCUGCUUAGAAGGACGCUCAUUGCCUUCGAGGAGCACCAUGACUCCAAUCCGACGCCAGAUCAGCCAGGAUGAUCCAGCAUAUAUCGUCUACACGAGUGGGUCAACCGGAACUCCCAAAGGUGUAAUUAUGCAACAUCGCAAUGCAAUGGCAUUUCUGCAAUCCUUAGACAUGAGCCCAGUCAAGCUACCAACGGGUCCACGCUUACGCUGGAUGAUCAUGUCGGCACCAACAUUCGACAUCAUGUUGAUGGAUAAUUUCAUGCCUCUCCUCAAAGGCGGCACGGUUUGUAUUGCAGCGCGCCAUCUCUUGCUUACCAAUCCCGAGAGUAUUAUGAACGAACUACAAGCCACUGCCACCUUCACCGUAACCAGUCUCGCAAUGCUACUGCGACCUGAGAGGCUUCCCACUCUGGAUACUCUCUUCGCGGGAGGCGAGCCGGUUGGCCAACGUAUCCUGGACAAUUUUGCGGAGAAGCCAGGUGAGAAAGAGCCCCGUCGCAGGUUUAUAGAUGGAUAUGGACCAACAGAAGGAACAGUAUUCGCCACACAUCACAUCUGUGAUACUGAUUCACGGCCAUCUGUCAUCGGCGUUCCAUUUCCGGGUACACGAAUUGUUGUCCUCGAUGAAAAUCAAUCUACCAAUAGUGGUCAUUUUGUCAUUGCACCACUUGGUGUAGCUGGCGAACUAGCCAUCAGCGGUCCUCAGCUGUCACCUGGGUAUCUGAAUAGACCCCAAGAGACCGCGCAGGCCUUUUUUCAAUCCACAGGGUUCGAGCGUUGGUACAAGACCGGUGAUCGCGUACGUAUUGUAUGGACAGAAGACAGCGAGCCAAAGAUCGACUACGUCGGACGUAUUAAUUCAGACCAAGUCAAGCUGAAUGGCAGACGAGUGGAACUUCCCGAGAUUGAGAACGUCCUUUCCCGUGCUGAAGCAGCUGCUCAAGUAGCAGUACUUUUCUUCAAGUCAGGAUUGGUGGCCUUUAUAAUGCCAUGGAGUGGUGAUGCGAAGAAGAGUGACACUGCGAUCGAGGAUGAGUGCCGUGCUAUUUCAGAGCGAUUCCUCCCGACAUGGAUGCAGCCAAAGCAGUAUUUUAUUAUGGACAAGCUUCCUUAUUCCGUCAAUGGAAAAGUAGAUCGCAAAGGUCUUCAGGCCAUCCUGACUCAGAAUGAAGACUCCACUACCGCGUUGACAUCAACGGUUCUUUCGAACGGAAAAGCCAUCCACGGUUCGGUGACGAAAUCGGCCUUGCAGAAUGGGGAUAAUCUUCAUAAAGCUACAGACUACAAAUAUGAGGAUGCGCCACUCAAGGACACGAAGUCCAUCGUCUACGAAGCUCUCUAUGAUACUCUAGGAUGCGAGGUUCACGGAUUAGCCACUCUCACCGAAUUGGGCAUUGACAGCUUACGUGCUCUGGUCUUCCUACAAAAUCUUCAGGACUACGACAUUGAGAAAGUAGAGAUUCGCGACGUUCUCUUCUCAACAACCGUGGAUAACCUCAUCACCAUGGUUGAGAACCGACGAUCAGGUAUCAUGGAGACGCUAAACGUGACCAACGGUAAGGUUACAGAAUCAGUCGACCCUCAUAACAAGGAAGAACACAAAUUCGACACACUUCUCAGCCCUCUGAUCGAUAGUAUUGACGUCAGCAAGAUUGCGGCCGAUAACGAUGAUGAAAUCUAUGAAUUGUCUGUACCGGCCAAACUCCGCCACUUUGAGUAUCAUUGUCGCGCCGCCGCUGUUGCAGAUCUGAAGUUAGAAAACAGCCAAGUCGAGCAAGUGUUACCCGCAACCAACGUCCAGACGAGAUUCUUAGCCGCAGCCAUUGACCCUGAGUACUUUGACAAGACACGCCUUAUCGGAAGACCAUAUGUGACACAUUUUCCUUACUCGCUGCCUAGCGACAUGGACCCGGCACGAUUCCAGCGUGCCGUUGAAAUGGUCCUUCCUCGGUAUGAUUGUUUCCGUGCCGUCUUCGUCCCGGCUGUACAUAGUCUAUCACCUUUCGCCCAAGUAAUCCUUUCAUCUGCCGCAACGAAGAUUCCCAAGGUAGAGAUCAUCUGUGACGAUUCAGAUGCAAACUCUCCCGAGAGUCUGUGGCGAGAAACGAUCAACGCAGCACAGUUGGCCGCCGAAGCAGCAAUGACUAUCGAUCGCCCCGGUAUCACCGUAUCGUGGGUCUGGUCCCCCAAUCGUGCCCGCUGUGUGUUCAUCUUGACCCUAUUCCAUGCCAACUACGAUGGCACGCAAAUGGGAUACAUGUUUGACGCCAUUCUCGCCGAGUACGAAAACCCCGGCUGUAACCCACCCGUGGACCUCCUCCCUAUGUAUCGCGCAGUAGAACUCAAUCUCAGCUACGACUGGGUAUCCACCGUCGUCUUCUGGGCCGGAAAACUCGCCGGUGUCCCAGGAAGUAAACUCGGAUCCCAAAAACCUUCACCACAAACUCUUCUCCAAGGCUCAAGGCCCGGUUGCAACAUGACACACAUGCGCAGCCUAAGCGUCAAAGCCAGCAUGACGAUGCGAGAACUUUCCCAAUCCGCAGUCGCCAUGUCAAACACGUUGCUCACAAUCGUAGAAGCAGCAUGGGCAAGUGUCCUCGCUCAAACCUUCUCUUCCGAGCAACGCUCUCAACCCCUUGAUAUCCAAUUCGGCACCGUACUCAACGGACGUCGUCAUCAAGAUUCCUUACGCUGCAUGGCACCGAUGGUAGCAGCUCUGCCCCUCCGUCUCCUCCUCUCCCAACACUCCCCACCCCUCACCAACCGCCAAGUCUGUACCCUCCUCUCAACCCAACGACAGGAAGCUCAACCUUAUCUCCAAAUGCCAUGCCCCUCUCUCGCCCACGCACGUAUGGGAACUUCUCGUUUUGAUACCAUCCUCCUCGUCCAAGCCCUCGCCCCCUCUACCCAAUCCCCCUCAUACUCCACCAAAAAAGAAAAAGGAGCCUUGAGAGAACUCCCCGGUUUCAACUACGAAGAGAAUUUAAUGGCACCCUAUAAAGAAAUCGACAUCGGGUUCCCAGUCGCAACGGAACUAUGGCCUGGAAAAGGAAGUUGGGAUGAGAAGAUGUUGAUUAGGUGUGCGUAUAGUACGGCCCAGUAUGAUUUCUUAGAUGAGGAUUGGGUAUUGGCGGCGCUUUCGGCGUUGGAUGAGGCUGUUGUGAGGAUUACUAGCGAGCCGGAUGGCGCCUUCUUUAUAGGUUAAAUUUGGGAGAAAUUGAAAGGCGUAAAGAGAGGUGGUGGAAAGGACUAAGGGUAGAAAUAGUUGUAAAGAGGAAAGAGGAGAGGUGUAUGUUUAGUAGUAGUGAUGAUAAUGAUGAUGAUAACUAUUAUUUCUGUCCUGUAGAAUCUCCUGAAAGGUAUAUAGAUAUACUAAGCUAGUGUUUUAUAUAUAAUAAUACUCUCGAAAAUA